Plasmodium relictum is the source of this 198-nucleotide messenger RNA. RefSeq names its product conserved Plasmodium protein, unknown function. Lineage: Eukaryota; Apicomplexa; Aconoidasida; Haemosporida; Plasmodiidae. Bases 1 to 198 code for a protein of 65 amino acids. The record is from RefSeq and is a predicted model, not a curated record. The transcript has a single exon.
AUGGCAGCAGUUAUAUCUCCUGUAGUCACAGUGCAACCAUCACCAGUCUUUUACACAACUACCUACAAGGUCGUGCCACAAACAGUUGUUUAUACUUUACCAAGCGCAGUACCUGUUGUUAAAAAUGUUCAAGUAAUUCCUACUCAACCAGUGUGCUUUACUUAUGCAUAUACGACCCCUAUGACUGUUAUUAUAUAA